Messenger RNA from Salvia miltiorrhiza (redroot sage), 2201 nucleotides. Its product is annotated as zinc finger CCCH domain-containing protein 6. The transcript is spliced from 4 exons. Gene Ontology annotation, molecular function: metal ion binding. The record is from RefSeq and is a predicted model, not a curated record. Bases 445 to 1911 code for a protein of 488 amino acids. Lineage: Eukaryota; Viridiplantae; Streptophyta; Magnoliopsida; Lamiales; Lamiaceae.
UAUUGGCCUUAGCAGAUAAGAUUCAAAAUGAUGGUUCCACCACGCGCUUCAGUAGAGCGUUACACCAAAACAGACCGCAGCGCUGCAUAAAAUGCACAGCUAAAUCUUUUCUAGUCUGGAAUAGUAAUUAGUAAUCCAAAAACUAAAAAUGAAAAAUCGGAGGAGGAUCUAGGGUUCCAAUCUAGGGUUUUCUUGGACUUAUCCUCACUCUCCCUCCCUCAUUUCUGUUUUCCUUUUUAUUUUUCUCCCUCUUAUCAGUCAAGCUCAAUGAAGGGACAAUCGACUAAAACUUAAUUGUCAAUUAGGGGUUUUUAUGUAUGGAUUGUGCGCCAAAGGAAAUUGGGUGAUUGGAUUGCUAAACAGCGAUUGGAGUUAUAAGAUAUAUAUCUAUCCAUUUAUUUGAGAACCGAAACGAAUCGAAUCGAACAUAUUUGAUUUGUUAACAUGGGAGGAUCGCAGAAAUCAAAAAGUGUUUCAUGGGCUUCCGAAGUUAAUCUAUGUCAGGUAAGGCUGUUUUUGUCGGAAGAAUCUCCUUCACAGGUUGGAAUGGGAACCCAAGAACAUCUCCAGGCAAAGACAUGGCCGUUGCAGGCAGGUGGCAUGGGGUCUGAAGACAACUUGCCCCCGGGCUUUGAGUUAAGCCAACCUGCAAAUCCUUGGGCAGCGAAGCUAUCUCAUAUAUCUCUAGUGAAAUGGAAAUGUCCUCCUAGGAUUGAAGUAGAUAGCUCUUGGCGAGUCGUUGCUGGGGAAGAAAGCAGAGAAAUAGAAACCCAGAAUCAACGAGAAAUGAGAGUGCUAGAAGCAAUAUAUCCACGCCCGUCAGCCAUUCCAUUAAACCCUUCUGCAUUAGUCGGUGCAGAAGACUCAACUAACAAUGACCAAUGCACUCCUGUGGUUCCCAUCACACCAAUUGAAGAUGAAGAUGCUUCAGUGGAUACAUCGUAUGCCUCCAUGGGAUCAAACAUAACUCCCAUGAUUCCCCAGCAACAGCACUCGCCUCAUGGGGCAUUUUUAUCUCAGGUUAAUGCUGCUUUAAAACCUACUGUUGGUUUUUCAGUAACGGGCAUGGAGCCUGAUAUCAUCGCAGCUGCACAAGCUGCCUUGUCAUCAGUCAUGUCGAAUAGUGAUCAGGGGAACCUGAUAGAUCGUGAGCUGCUCAUGAAAAUUCUUAGUGACCGGAAAAUGAUUGAGCAACUUAUUGCAAACCAUGCUGCAUCUGCAAGCGGGCAAAAUGUCGCAUCAUCUAGUGCGCAGAGCAUGCCAUCCUCUUCCACCUUCCAUGGUAUGCCGACUAUUGGAACCAAAAAUGUUGCAUCGUCUAGUUCGCCUGGAAUGCCCUCAACCAGUGCACAGUAUAUCCCCAAUUUGGUGUCAACUCCUAAGAGUUCUUUUGAUUCAGUUAAUAUGGCCGUCCAUAGAAGAGAUCCACUCUCUGGUCGCGUCACAAGACCAGAAAUGGUUGUUCCGUCAUCUAUUUCUGCAGCAUCUGGACCUUUUCAUCCUCCAAGUAGGACAGGAUCCAUCCCCCAUCUACGACCAUCAGUAUCCGAUGUCAUAUCCGCGCCCUCUCCAUCAGCAUCAGCUCCUGUAACAAAGGAUAUCAACUAUUAUAAGAGCCUCAUUCAGCAACAUGGAGGAGAGAGAAGAGAGGCUAUGCCCCAGUUUGCUCAUCAGAGCAACCAAGCGCCGGGGAUAGGUCAAGAACCUCUGAAUAACACGAUGAUGAAACCAAGGGACACGAAGCCAAGGAUAAUGAAGCCUUGCAUCUAUUUCAACAGUUCGAGGGGUUGCAGGAACGGAGCAAACUGCACCUUUCAGCACGAUGUAACAUCGCAGCAGAAAGUCAAUAGUAUUCCAGAUGUUCAAGGUACUAAGAGAAUGAAACUGGACAGGGAAAUUACUGGUGCAUAAUUUUGCUGUCGACGUAUUUCUUUUGUGUAAAUCUUUGUUACUGUGAUGGUUCGUUCCCCCACCUCUCUAUGUUCUUUUCUUCCCUGAGGGCCAAUUCAUAUUUGUUUUUCCAUGCUAUUAUAUUGUCCUCAAUUUUGAAGUUUUGGAUAAGAAGCUGCAUUUCUUUUCUUUCUUAGAUAAGAUUAGUUAGAUGGGGUUACUACUUAUGCUUUUUUUUUGACUUGAUUGAACUCUUGAUGAUUCAAUAUGGAUGUCUUUACAAAUUUAUCAUAUAAACUGAGUCUCCUGCC